UUGCAUAGCACAUUGUAACACAAGCAAGUAAGACGCACUAUACGUCAUUCUUUCAUUUCAUAACAAGGGAUAACUGCGUAUCCACGCAGUUUUCCCUUUACUAGCUUUGGUUUCAAACUAUAAAUUGUAACUGCAAGCCAUCAAAAUGUACGACACAGAAGAUGAUCAGUAUGAGGAGGAAGACGUUGAAGAAAUUUCGUCUGAACUCUGGCAGGAAGCCUGCUGGAUUGUCAUCAACGCAUACUUUGAUGAAAAAGGUUUAGUACGUCAACAAUUGGAUAGUUUUGAUGAGUUUAUUCAGAUGUCAGUGCAGCGCAUCGUAGAGGAUUCGCCACCAAUAGAAUUACAAGCUGAAGCACAACAUGCUUCGGGAGAAAUAGAGGUACCACCAAAAUACCUUUUGAAAUUCGAUCAAAUUUACCUCUCCAAACCUACGCACUGGGAAAAAGAUGGUGCUCCAUCACCUAUGAUGCCAAAUGAAGCUCGACUUCGUAAUCUGACCUAUUCUGCUCCACUAUAUGUUGACAUAACUAAAACCAUUGUAAAAGAAAAUGAGGAUCCCAUUGAGACGCAACAUCAGAAGACAUUCAUUGGUAAAAUUCCUAUUAUGCUGAGAUCUACAUAUUGCUUACUUAGCAAUCUAACUGACAGAGAUUUGACCGAGUUGAAUGAAUGCCCCCUUGACCCCGGUGGCUAUUUUAUAAUUAACGGUUCAGAAAAGGUCUUGAUAGCCCAGGAGAAAAUGGCAACAAAUACAGUGUAUGUGUUUAGCAUGAAAGAUGGAAAGUAUGCCUACAAAACUGAAAUAAGAUCAUGCUUGGAGCACAGUUCCAGGCCUACAUCCACUCUUUGGGUGAACAUGAUGGCUCGAGGUGGUCAGAGCAUCAAAAAAUCUGCUAUCGGUCAGAGGAUUAUUGCCAUUGUGCCUUAUAUCAAACAGGAAAUACCAAUCAUGAUUGUAUUUAGGGCUCUUGGAUUUGUCGCAGAUAGAGAUAUUCUUGAACACAUUAUCUAUGACUUUGAUGAUCCUGAAAUGAUGGAGAUGGUUAAACCAUCACUUGACGAAGCUUUUGUAAUCCAAGAACAGGGUGUUGCACUCAAUUUUAUUGGAUCUAGAGGUGCCCGACCUGGUGUUACUAAAGAGAAGCGUAUUAAAUAUGCUAGAGAAAUCCUACAAAAAGAAAUGUUGCCUCAUGUUGGAGUUUCUGAUUUUUGUGAAACAAAAAAAGCAUAUUUUCUGGGUUACAUGGUGCACAGACUAUUACUUGCGGCUCUUGGACGACGAGAAUUGGACGACAGAGAUCAUUAUGGAAAUAAGAGAUUAGACUUAGCUGGGCCACUGCUAGCUUUCUUAUUCAGAGGUCUGUUCAAAAACUUGUUGAAGGAAGUUCGCAUGUAUGCCCAAAAAUUCAUUGACAGGGGAAAAGACUUCAAUCUGGAGCUGGCUAUCAAAACAAAAAUAAUCACAGAUGGCCUUAGAUACUCACUUGCUACUGGCAACUGGGGAGACCAGAAGAAGGCUCAUCAAGCUAGAGCUGGAGUGUCUCAGGUGUUAAAUAGAUUGACCUUUGCAUCAACACUCUCACAUUUGCGGCGUGUGAACUCGCCAAUUGGACGCGACGGAAAGUUGGCGAAACCUCGUCAGUUGCAUAAUACUCUAUGGGGAAUGAUAUGUCCUGCUGAAACUCCUGAGGGAGCUGCUGUAGGCCUUGUAAAGAACCUGGCCUUGAUGGCUUACAUUUCCGUAGGAAGCCAACCUUCUCCCAUUCUUGAGUUCUUGGAAGAAUGGUCUAUGGAAAAUUUGGAAGAAAUUGCUCCAUCAGCCAUAGCCGAUGCUACUAAGAUAUUUGUAAACGGGUGCUGGGUAGGUAUUCACCGUGAUCCUGAACAGUUGAUGGCUACAUUGCGUAAGCUUCGACGCCAAAUGGAUAUCAUUGUUUCAGAAGUGAGCAUGAUUCGUGAUAUUAGAGACAGAGAAAUACGAAUCUACACUGAUGCUGGCAGAAUUUGCCGUCCAUUAUUGAUUGUCGAAAAUGGAGCUUUAUUAUUGAAGAAAAAGCAUAUUGACAGUCUCAAAGAAAGAGAUUACAAUAAUUAUGGAUGGCAGAAUUUGGUAGCCAGUGGUGUUGUAGAAUACAUUGACACUUUGGAAGAAGAAACAGUAAUGAUAGCAAUGAGCCCUGAUGACUUGGCUCAAAUAAAAGAGUAUGCCUAUUGUUCUACAUACACCCAUUGCGAGAUUCAUCCUGCUAUGAUAUUGGGAGUGUGUGCUUCAAUUAUUCCAUUCCCUGAUCACAACCAAAGUCCCAGAAACACAUACCAAAGUGCUAUGGGUAAACAAGCUAUGGGAGUUUACAUCACCAACUUCCAUGUCCGGAUGGAUACUCUCGCCCAUGUGCUGUAUUAUCCUCAUAAACCACUGGUAACAACAAGGUCCAUGGAGUACUUGAGAUUCAGAGAACUACCAGCUGGCAUCAAUUCAAUUGUAGCUAUUCUAUGCUACACUGGUUACAAUCAGGAAGACAGUGUCAUCUUAAAUGCAUCUGCUGUGGAAAGGGGCUUCUUCAGAUCAGUGUUCUACCGUUCCUAUAAAGACUCUGAAUCCAAACGUAUUGGCGAUCAAGAAGAACAAUUUGAGAAGCCAACAAGACAGACCUGUCAGGGCAUGAGGAAUGCUUUGUAUGACAAAUUAGAUGAGGAUGGAAUCAUUGCCCCCGGUAUUCGUGUCUCUGGCGAUGACGUGGUAAUAGGUAAAACGAUAACUUUACCUGAAAAUGAUGAUGAACUCGAAGGUACCACAAAACGCUAUACAAAGCGUGACGCAUCAACAUUUUUACGUAACAGUGAGACUGGUAUCGUAGACCAAGUCAUGUUGACGUUAAAUAGCGAAGGCUACAAGUUCUGCAAAAUUCGCGUGAGAUCCGUCCGGAUUCCACAAAUCGGAGACAAAUUUGCUUCACGUCAUGGUCAAAAGGGUACUUGUGGAAUUCAAUACAGACAAGAGGACAUGCCUUUCACCUGCGAAGGGUUGACCCCCGACAUUAUUAUUAACCCCCAUGCCAUCCCGUCUCGUAUGACAAUUGGUCACUUGAUCGAGUGUAUUCAAGGAAAGGUCUCUUCAAACAAAGGCGAAAUUGGCGAUGCCACACCGUUUAAUGACGCUGUAAACGUGCAGAAAAUCUCGUCCCUUCUGCAGGAAUAUGGCUACCAUCUGCGAGGCAAUGAAGUCAUGUACAAUGGCCAUACUGGGAGAAAAAUAAAUGCCCAAGUUUUCUUAGGGCCCACUUACUAUCAGCGUCUCAAGCAUAUGGUAGACGACAAAAUUCACUCCAGAGCGAGAGGACCCGUGCAGAUUCUAGUACGACAGCCUAUGGAGGGCAGAGCCAGGGACGGUGGCCUGCGUUUCGGAGAAAUGGAACGUGAUUGUCAAAUUGCUCACGGUGCAGCGCAAUUCUUACGUGAACGUCUUUUUGAGGUUUCAGAUCCCUAUCGUAUUCAUGUCUGCAACUUCUGUGGUUUUAUCGCCAUAGCCAACCUCCGUAACAAUACAUUUGAAUGCAAAGGCUGUAAGAACAAGACGCAGAUAUCGCAAAUUCGUCUGCCAUACGCUGCUAAGUUAUUGUUCCAAGAACUCAUGUCAAUGAACAUUGCACCUAGAUUGAUGGUCGUCAGCUAGACAUAUAAGUGGAUUAUUUGAUGUAAGGCAUAACUUUGUAAUGGUUUGGUAAUUAAUAAAACAAUAUUACAAUGUUU
Cydia amplana is the source of this 3753-nucleotide messenger RNA. It is a transcript of the gene RpII140, whose product is annotated as DNA-directed RNA polymerase II subunit RPB2. The coding region runs from base 146 to 3676 and encodes 1176 amino acids. Gene Ontology annotation, molecular function: DNA binding; ribonucleoside binding. Lineage: Eukaryota; Metazoa; Arthropoda; Insecta; Lepidoptera; Tortricidae. The transcript has a single exon. Gene Ontology annotation, biological process: DNA-templated transcription. The record is from RefSeq and is a predicted model, not a curated record. Gene Ontology annotation, cellular component: RNA polymerase II, core complex.